Molecule: messenger RNA, 1450 nt
Organism: Rhagoletis pomonella (apple maggot)
Lineage: Eukaryota; Metazoa; Arthropoda; Insecta; Diptera; Tephritidae
Exons: 4
Coding region: 190-1206 (338 amino acids)
Source: RefSeq, a predicted model, not a curated record
CUGACGCUCGCCUGAUAAAAGGAAUUGCUCUGCGCGGCAGCUUCGCAAUUCAUUGUCGUUUAUACGCUAGUCUGGAAGUUAAGUUCAAGUUCGCAAAAGUUAACGGAAAAACAAUCUUGUGAACGGACGGUUUGUGUUGAGGCGCGAGUUCUGUUGUCGUCAACAUUCGAGGCGUGUAUUUGUAUAAGAAUGGAAACAUUUGCCCAAAUCUGUGUUCGAUUAUUGCUGCUUUCGCAUGUGUUCUUGGUCAGUGAAAGUGUGAAUAGUGAAAUAAACGUCGGAAGUGUGCGCCGCAAUGCUGUUGAACAUUUAAAUUUAUCUAAGGCGGAUAUAAUGGAUAACGGUAUUCCACAUCGUACAGAAACGUAUCCAUACGCUACCGAUGCUAAAUCUUUAGCUUCGCCUGAUGAGGUUGGCGCUUCCCAACAACAACGCGGUUUAGUCACACACAGUGAUGAGUAUGUGGCGCGCAAUCAGCGUCGUUGUUUCGAGAAACGCAGCUUGGUGUCCUGCAUUAAAUAUAAAGCCUCGAAAAUUGUUUGGAUGUUGGCGACAAAUAGUCUUGGUUACUUUCCCAAUGAGUAUAGCCGUGAGUUGGUGGAGGAUCAACGUCGCAUACGAAUCAUACAGCUAGGCGAACCAGCGGAUAUUGUGGUGUUUAGCGACGCGAGGAGUUUACAAGGCGACAGCGAAUUUGUGAGCAUAUUGAAGUUUUUCAAACGCGCAACAGAAACCUUUGGCCGCAAUCAUGGCAUCCAAGUGAAGCUAUCCAGCGAAACAGGCGCCCGCAUAGUUGACGCUGAAGUUGUUGGGCGUACCAGGCAUGAUCGAAAACGCCGCAAAUGGCUUAUCAUACUGCCACUUAUCAUUCUCUUGAAGAUCGCCCACCUCAAGAUGACCGUCGUUACAUUAUUGCUGGGCGUACUUGGCUUGAAUGUGUUGCUGGUGGGCGGCGUCGCCUGGCUAAUACAUUAUCUGAAAUUCAAGACCUUAUGUAAAAUACAUCCACAUUUAGUGCAAUCGCAUUCACAUGUCUACGACUCCGAUCCGGCUGAUUAUUCCUCAUUCAUUGGCAGUAGCUUUCCUGGCUCCUAUUAUAGCGGUGCUGGUGGCGGUGGUCAUGAAAUUAACGGAAAAGACUGGGCCACAAGCAAGGCAUACCAUGGCCACAAUUAUUUGGACACCAUCAGUAAGCGGCUGAAAUAGCUGAAAAUGUUGUCAUGGCGUUAUUUGCUAAGCAUUUGGCGAAAGUAUUAUGUGCGUUAUUAUCGGUUUUAUGCACAAGUAUUCGGUAAUUUGGGGUAAGCAUGUAAGCGAAGCCAAUUUGUUCGAUACAUGUUGGAUAUAAAACUAUAGUCAGAUUAUGUUUAAUUAUAUUUUAAUUUUAUUUAGCAUUAGUAGCCACUUAGAAUUUAGACCAAAUGCAUUGGUUUCCACAAUAGAAGUUUAG